AUGCUUUCGACAUCUCCACGCCUAACUCACUUCGACGUAACCAUUGGGUUCAAGGCCGUUUCCUUAACAGAGCGCACCCAUACUCGCGCUUAUGAGGCAAUCCUUCCAACCUGUCCCGAAUUGUCCCGGGAUGGUAAAAAAGUCCUGCUCACCGGAGGCACGGGAGGCAUUGUCUACGCCAUCGCGAGGAGCUUCGGUGUUGCUGGUGCCAACAAGGUUAUUAUCACUGGCAGGUCUGAGGAAAGGCUCAAGUCUGCUGUCAAAGGUCUCAUCGGUGAGGUCAAGGCCAUUGACGCCAAGAGUCAGACAAAGUACGAGGGUCGUGUGUGUCAAAUUGCUGAACCUUCUAGCAUUAGUGCCCUCUUCGACGGUCUUUCGAAAGAAAACACCUAUGUCGACGUCCUGGUGCUAAGCGCCGCUUGUAUUGGUCAAGGAAAAAUCACAGACCAGACUUGGGAGGAUAUCUGGGAACAGCUUAUAGUCAACGUUCGCUCCAUACACCAGUUCCAUAAUCUGUUUGAAAAGCAGCCUAGGAUCGGAGCCAGAACUCGCUAUAUCAUCAAUAUUUCUUCCUCUGCCAGACACCACUACACUGCCGGUGUUGACGCAGGAGUCUAUACUCUUACCAAGAACUCCGCUGCCCUGUUGCUACAAAAGAUAGCAGAUGAGACAGACCCAUCAAAGACACAGAUCAUCAACUUUCACCCUGGCUCUAUUCUAGGCAUUCGAAUUCGGGAACUCGGUUUGGCUGCAGACUCGGCAAGCUGGGACCACGAGGAUCUUCCAGGCUCCUUUGCUGUUUGGGCUUCUUUCCCCGAGGCCGCUUUCCUCCAUGGCCGCUUCGCCUGGGCUGCGUGUGAUGUAGAGGAGCUCAAGAGUGAACCCUUGCGUGAGAAGCUUGAAAAGGAUGAAACUUUCCUCAAGGUUACUGUAGAGGGUCUUUAG
This is a messenger RNA of Fusarium odoratissimum NRRL 54006, 945 nucleotides long. RefSeq lists its product as uncharacterized. The coding region runs from base 1 to 945 and encodes 314 amino acids. Gene Ontology annotation, molecular function: oxidoreductase activity, acting on the CH-OH group of donors, NAD or NADP as acceptor. The record is from RefSeq and is a predicted model, not a curated record. Lineage: Eukaryota; Fungi; Ascomycota; Sordariomycetes; Hypocreales; Nectriaceae. The transcript has 4 exons.